This is a messenger RNA of Scheffersomyces coipomensis, 2034 nucleotides long. It is a transcript of the gene SPT20, whose product is annotated as Spt20p. NCBI's taxonomy places the organism in Eukaryota, Fungi, Ascomycota, Pichiomycetes, Serinales, Debaryomycetaceae. Gene Ontology annotation, biological process: regulation of transcription by RNA polymerase II. The transcript has a single exon. The coding region runs from base 1 to 2034 and encodes 677 amino acids. The record is from RefSeq and is a predicted model, not a curated record. Gene Ontology annotation, molecular function: transcription coregulator activity. Gene Ontology annotation, cellular component: SAGA complex.
AUGAAGGGAUCGAAUGAUAUAGCAUUAAGUGCUCAACAAAGGCAAGCAUUGGGUGCUAUGCCCCAACCAAAUCUGCGAGCUAUGCGACAACCCCUACAACUGCUGCUCCAACAGCAGCAACACCAACAGAACCAUCAACAACAACAACAACAACCAGGUCAACAACAACAGCAGCAGCAGCAGCAACAACAACCGCAACAACUUCAAAGGCGACCUGACUUGAGGAAUUUCCAUUUUGCAAGUACCUCACAGGAAAUUUUACGAAAAUAUGCAAAACAUCCUGCUUCUUUAACAUUACACAUAUUUGAAAAUCAUUAUAGAUUCAAUAAUUUAACUGAUUCCAAUACGAUACCCAAUACUUCACCCAUGAUUAAAGAUUUCUUACGCCACGUCCUUAGAGAGGAAAUUCCAGUGGAAAUGAGUGAAUUAUUAAAAGAUUUUUCUAUCAAAUCUUAUGAUGGAUGUUUAAUUUUACAAGUUUAUGAUCACAGAAAUAUGGUAACUACAGUAAAAAAUACUGGUGCUAAUGACAAAUCAAUUCAAAAACCAGAUGGUACUACAACUGCCACUCAAGCAAGUGUCAUCUCAACCCCAAAGACUUAUAGAACAUUAUUAAAACCAACCCAAUUAUCACUUUAUUAUGAUUUAUUAUUUCAUACAGAUCAUGCUUUAACUAAAUUCACAGAUGCAUUAUCAUUACAAAUGGAAUCGGAGAUAUUGACUUUAACUAAAAGGAAACUUGAUUUAUCAGUUCCAUUGAAUCCUUAUCUAUGUGAUGAAGUUCUCAGACCAGAAUCAGCCUAUCCUAAAACAGUGUGGGAUGAAGCUAAAGGUGAUUAUAAAGUGAUUUAUCUGCAUCGUGAAGCUAUUGAUGUUCCACCUCGUAAGAUUCAUCAAGAUGAAAUGGUACUUCAUAAAUCAUCCGAAUAUGAAGAAAUUAUGUUAUUAAUGUCAAAUAAAUAUAAAGCUUCUGAUGAAACUCAAGAUAAGAAAUUAAUUAUCGUCGGUUCAUCUCUUACUAGUGGUCCUGCAGCUCCUGCUGCUAGUAAACCAAUGAGUAAAGAAAAUACUUCUGGACCUGAAUCAAAGGGUAAGAAAUCUGAUAAAUCUAGUAUUGCAGCUGCUCCAGUUCCAACUCCUGCUAAUUCAUCAAGACCAACUGGUCAAUUUAUGAGACUUCGUUUGAUUGAAGAAAUUAGAAAGAAGAAAGAAACUGAAAAGCAAGAGGCUAAAUUACAAGCUCAAAUGCAAUCAGCUGGACAACCUCAACCACCUCAACAAGGUGAAGGAUGGCAAUCAAAUGGUCAAAGUCCUGAAACUAAACCCAUCGAUAAUGCUCCUCCUGCUAAAAGAGUUAAGAAAGAAGCAUUCAAGGCUAAUGGAUCUGCUGCUGUACCUCAAUCCACGCCAGUUUCAUCACAACCUUCAGUUUCACAAAAUGGUGUUGCUCGUAAUGGUUCAUUUGGUUCAAAUGCUAGUAAUUCAACCCCAGUACAACAAGCAACACCUGCUCAACAAACUUCACAACCAGGUUCAUCUCAACCACAACAACAAACUUCCCUUCAACAGCAGCAACAACAGCAAAUCUUUCAAAAUUCAUUAUCUGCUGAAGAACAACAAUUGUUUAGACAAAUGCAAAGUCGUAUGCAAUCAUUGGGAGCUAUGGGUAAUUCUGGACUUACUCCAAAUAGACAACAAUUAACUCCACAACAAAGAGCUCAAGCCAUUCAACAAAUGAAAAAUUUACAACAACAAAUGUUACAGAAAUUCCCGGUUUAUUUUGAAAGAUUACGUCAAUUCCAAUUAAUUCAACAACAAAGACAACAAAAGCAAAAACAAAUGCAAGAGAAACAAAUGCAAGCUGCUGCUAUCAAAGCUCAACAACUGCAACAACUGCCACAACAACUGCCCCAAUUCUCACCACAACAUGCUAAUGUUGCAGGUAAGUCUGUUCCAGGAUCUUCAGCUGCUCAAGAUGCCAAACCAGCUGAAAAGAAGAAAAGAACCUAUAAAAAGAAAAAUUCCGUCACUUGA